Messenger RNA from Salarias fasciatus (jewelled blenny), 1628 nucleotides. RefSeq names its product homeobox protein Meis1-like. Lineage: Eukaryota; Metazoa; Chordata; Actinopteri; Blenniiformes; Blenniidae. The record is from RefSeq and is a predicted model, not a curated record. The coding region runs from base 690 to 1628 and encodes 312 amino acids. The transcript has 8 exons.
CAGAUCCUCCGCUCCUCCUCAGCUGAACACACACAUCCAUUGUACACAAACGGGCAGGCGGCUCGCGCAUACACACGCACUCACACACUUACAGACACAUAUAUACACACACACGCACAGCAUCGAUCGUGGCUCCUUUAAGAAAGACUAAGCCAGAAUUAUCACCCCACCUCCUCUUGAUCUCCUCUAGACGCUUUUGCAUAAGAAAAUCAAGCCGGGAGCCGAGAGUGAUCAAAGAAAACGAGAGGAGAGCUGCUUCAUUUUUUAACUGUGAUUGCGACCAUUAACAUUGAGGUGGUGCCGAAUCCGUGGAGACGCGCGUCGGACCAUCAUUCAUCCGGUACUUUUGACAAGCUCUCGCGUUUUGACUGACAGGCGGAGUGUCAAAAAGCCAUGAGAGUCGCCAGUUUUGUUUGAAGGGCUGUUUGAUUUUUCUCCCCUGGUUUUGGAAGAGGAGAGCCCAGUGCCGCCGCUGCCCGGAGGAUAGCCGAGGACCUAUUUGCCGCGCCUGGGCUAAACUUGCGCAGAGAAGCGGGAGCUGGCUUCACCGUUCCGUGGAGAAAGGCAUACGGGAUUUUGGCUGAGACAUCUUCUCAUUUAUUUGGAUUUUCUUUCUUUAUUUUGUCUCCACCCUGGCCUCAGAGGGGAUUUACCACAACUGAAAGGACGAUCAGGGAGUGAGGAGGGUUAUGGCGCAACGGUACGAAGACUUGCCCCACUACGGGAUGGACGGUGUGGGCAUCCCGACCAGCAUGUACCCAGACCCGCACGGCGCCCGGUCCAUGCAGGCGGUGCACCUCAACCACGGCCCCCAGCUGCACUCCCACCAGUACCCGCACACCGCGCACACCAACACCAUGCCUCCCAGCAUGGGCUCCUCCGUUAACGACGCUCUCAAGAGAGAUAAAGACGCGAUAUACGGGCACCCCCUGUUCCCUUUGCUUGCACUGAUUUUUGAGAAAUGUGAAUUAGCGACUUGCACCCCCAGAGAGCCCGGGGUGGCGGGAGGAGACGUCUGUUCGUCGGAAUCUUUCAAUGAAGACAUAGCAGUGUUUGCAAAACAGAUUCGGGCAGAAAAGCCUUUAUUUUCAUCGAAUCCAGAGUUGGAUAAUCUGAUGAUCCAAGCCAUUCAAGUUUUACGGUUUCAUCUUCUGGAGCUGGAGAAGGUACACGAGCUGUGUGAUAAUUUCUGUCACCGGUACAUCAGCUGCUUGAAAGGAAAGAUGCCCAUCGACUUGGUCAUAGACGACAGAGAGGGCGGGUCCAAAUCAGACAGCGAGGAAAUCACAAGAUCGGUGGCCCUAGAUCAGACGUCCUGGAACAGAGACCAUGACGACACGGCGUCCACGCGCUCCGGAGGCACGCCGGGGCCGUCCAGCGGCGGCCACACGUCGCACAGCGGCGACAACAGCAGCGAACAAGGUGAUGGCCUGGACAACAGCGUGGCUUCGCCGAGCACAGGGGACGACGAUGACCCGGAUAAAGAAAAGAAACGCAACAAGAAGAGAGGGAUUUUCCCAAAGGUGGCCACCAACAUCAUGAGAGCGUGGCUCUUCCAGCACCUAACAGUGAGUUCGGACAAACUACGCCGGCGCUCUAUUGGUUUUCGUGUCACGUGCUCACACUGA